Messenger RNA from Humulus lupulus (European hop), 1023 nucleotides. RefSeq lists its product as uncharacterized. The transcript has 2 exons. Bases 1 to 1023 code for a protein of 340 amino acids. NCBI's taxonomy places the organism in Eukaryota, Viridiplantae, Streptophyta, Magnoliopsida, Rosales, Cannabaceae. The record is from RefSeq and is a predicted model, not a curated record.
AUGGUAGCAGAGGUGAAUAAUGCUAUCCCUAUGGAGCAAAUAAAUAUUAUGGGGAAUUUUAAUAGGCAAGCCAACAACCCUUUCUCCAACACUUACAACCCAGGGUGGAGGAAUCACCCUAAUUUUUUGUGGAGAAAUAAUCAGAGCCCUCGACAACAAUUUCAGCAGCUCGUGUCUCAAGCUCCACUUCAAGAAAUGUCACAACCACCGAUUUCUCAAGAGAAGACUAAUGAAUUACAAGCAGCAUUGUUGACUUUAACUAAUACUCAAAAUCAGUUCAUGACUGAAACUAGAGCAUUCAUCAUAAAUUUGGAGAGUCAAGUGGAUCAAUUGGCAAUGGUUGAUGAGAAAAAGGAUAAGGUGAAAGAAGAAGUCAAUGAGAAUUUUGAGAAGAAGCAGCCACCAGUGAGUUUUGAGCAUCACAUCAAGAUCCCAUAUCCUCAGAGGCUGCAAAAGAACAAGCUUGACAAGCAGCUUUCCAAGUUUUUAGAUGUUUUUCGAAAGCUUCACAUCAACAUUCCUUUCGCUGAGGCACUUGAACAAAUGCAGAGUUAUGUGAAGUUUAUGAAGGAAAUUUCAUCAAAGAAAAGGAAAUUGGAGGACUAUGAGAUAGUGGCAAUUACUGAGGAGUGCAGCGUAAUACUCCAAAAGAAGCUACCUCCUAAGCUUAAAGAUUCGGGUAGUUUCACCAUUCCUUGUACCAUAGGGAAUGUGGUUUUUGAGAAGGUACUCUGUGAUUUAGGGGCAAGUGUGAAUCUGAUGCCUCUAUCUAUAUAUCGAAAACUGAAAUUGGGGGAAGCAAGACCAACUAUUGUGACACUUCAAAUGGCAAAUCGUUCAGUCAAACAUCCUAGGGGUAUUAUUGAUGAUGUUCUAGUAAAGGUGGACAAACUUAUCUUCCCUGCAGAUUUCAUUAUUCUGGACAUGGAAGAAGAUACUAAUAUCCCAAUUAUUCUUCGAAGGCCAUUUUUAGCUACCGGUAGGGCGUUAAUCAAUGUUCAAAAUGGUGAGUUGAAGCUGUGA